AUGGAAGUACAUCAAGAUUUAAACAGUCCAUACAUAUUAUGGCUAAAAACCCCUAAAGGCAUGGAUCCUGAUUUAGAAAGUGAAGACAAAGUAUGGGUUCCAUUGCUUCCUGCUGAUCAUACAUUCACUAAUUUGAAAGAAACAAAACAUUAUGAUUAUAUGUUUACAAUGUUGAGAGAUGAAUUAGAAGUUAAAGGAAAAUUCUCUAUACCAUCAUUAUUAGGAUUUGAUAAUGCUGAUAAUGUUAUCUAUUUGUGUGCAAAAGUAAUUGAAAAAUAUCCAUACUUAAUAAAUUUUCCUGCUCCAGUUGUUGAUGAUGAAGAUGAUGGAGAUAAUAAUCCAAAAAUACUUGCAGCUAAAAAAACUAAUGAAAGGGCAACAAAAGCUAUGAAAU
This is a messenger RNA of Entrophospora candida, 394 nucleotides long. The record is from the annotation of a GenBank genome assembly. NCBI's taxonomy places the organism in Eukaryota, Fungi, Glomeromycota, Glomeromycetes, Entrophosporales, Entrophosporaceae.